GCGACAUUUUUCUUCACUUUACGGAAACAGUGGGUGUUUGGAGAACAUCAUGGCGUCCGGAGCAGGAGAGCCGUCCUCUGGACACGACACAGAACUGGACGAGUUACUGGACAGUGCAUUGGAUGACUUUGACAAGACACCGGCCCCUGCGGCCCCUGAACCUGCAGCUGCUUCCGCUUCAGCUAAAAGUGGUGCAGAGAAGCCACCCCUCCUUGAGGACUGCAAGCUCUUUGAGACUCUCUUUGAGGGAGAAAUGGCUUCUCAAGCCAAGGAUGAGUGGGAGAAGGCCAUGAGUGAGCUGGCCCAGGAGGAGCCAGAGUUACUGCAGCACUUCCACAAACUGUCAGAGGCUGCAGGCAAAGUUGGCUGUGACACUGCCUCCCAACAAGAAUUCACCUCUUGUCUUAAAGACACCCUCCGUGGCCUGGCCAAAAAUGCAGACAACCUGCAGUCAACAGGACUGGCUGGAGACGAUCUUGUCAAAGCUCUGGAAGGUCUUGGAUUGGAUGAGAGUAGCGAAGGAGGCAAUGAUGACGGGAACAUUCUGCCCAUCAUGCAGUCCAUCAUGCAAAAUCUGCUCUCUAAGGAAGUGCUUUAUCCAUCUCUCAAAGAGAUCACUACCAAGUACCCAGAGUGGUUGGAUGCCAACAAGCCGAGUCUCAGUGCAGAGGACUACCAGCGCUAUGAGCAGCAGGCCCAAAUUAUGGGAGAGAUCUGUAAGCGGUUUGAGAAGGAGGAAGAGGGGGCAGAAGAUAAAGAGGGGACGUUUGAGAGCAUCAUGGACCUGAUGCAAAAGCUGCAAGACCUGGGCCAGCCACCCAAAGAACUGGCAGGUGAUGCGCCUCCUGGAUUUAACUUUGACAUGGAGUCACUCGUCCUCCCCGGAGGAGCCGGGGCCGGGGCGGCAGAGCAGUGCUCCAUCAUGUGAGCAGGUCGUGGUGCCGUCCAUCAGAAGCACUGGUGCCAAAAGGGUCAGUCUGUGUGUGUGUGUGUGUCAGCAAUGAAGAAGAGACGACCGAGUGUAAAACAGUGGUCAGGCAGGAGUGUGACCAGACUGUCGACUCUACUCCCUCAAGUAGAAGGUGUGUGGAUCGCAGAAACAACAGGAGGAGGCACGGGAGAGAACCAACAGGAGCACUGCACACACGUUCUUCUCAAGGAGCACACAACUGAGAACAUUUUAACAUCUCUGCAUUAGUUUUUCAUCGGUUGCUACAUUCAUAGUGAAUUUUACCUGCAUUCCUUUAAAAACAAAAUACCACUGCCUGUUUUUCUAUAUUUGUUUUUACAAACAGUUUAACCUCAUGGUAAAAUCUAUCACACCACCACGCAGGUAUAAACUGUGCCUUUGCAGAAUGACUUUAAUUUAUUAAUUUAGUUGCAUAGUCAAAUGAAUCCAUCAAGCUGAACACUUCACAUGAUAGUUUUAAAGUCAUAGGUUUACAACAAGUUAGUCGUCAUUCGCUGCUAUUUACUUUAACUUGGUAUCACACUUUAAUCUCUCGUCAGGCUGUACAGGAUUUGAAUUAACGAGUUAACGAUUUAUUAACAUGUGAAGAAAUGAGAAAACAUAACUGUACAUUUGUUAAUUAUUUAAAGAAUUAACAUGACUUGUGAGGAUUGAACACCAUGUGAGAAGUUUGCAGCACUUUCUGUGAUUCAGCCAACUAAUUUAACAACACUCAUCCUCUGAAUAUUAGUCCCCACUUCCAGGUAUUGGUUUGAAAUGAUUGAGAUGUUGAUUGCCGGAUGCCUUUGCUGUGGUUACAGUGAUAAUUAUAGUGUAGAGUUACUGUGCAAAGUGCUUCCCUCGUGUUUCCCGGUGUUUUUAAUGUGCAGAGUGGUGUUUUCUUUGGUAUGGGGUCCCUGCUUGGAAAGAAAAACACUUGAGUGGUGUUCAGGAGUGUUUACCAACACUGUGCAUGUCCUCGGUUCCCUCCACGUGUAUAGUACAAAAUGUUCUUUGCUGAAAAAACUGACAGGCAUAGUAAUAAAAAUCAAAUGAACAUGUGUUAGGGCAUCAACAGCCUGUUGGCACAUUGCAGCGGUGGUUGGUGGGUCCGUUCAGUCCAGAGGCCACUUUUCACCAGCCGCUAUUGCCAGUGGACAAAAGUUUACCGCUGUCACUACAGAGAGGUCUGGAACUCACACGACCAUCAGCUCGUCAAUAACUGUAUAAUAAAGGGGUACUACUGUGAAAGGAUUCAGCCAGCCGUGCACUGAGGUGUGAUCAGAUGUACAUCAAACACGGUUUAGGGGGAGGCUGCUGUGGAGGCCUGUGGUUUUCAUCAUGAAGAGGUGGGGGUGCAACCUAUUCAACUCUCAGGGAUGACACAAACAUCCCCAAAGCAACGGUUCACAAAAACAACCUGUCAUUUGACUUUGUUUUGUUUUGUAAAUAUAUAAAAUAAAAUGAUAUAUAUCAACUUAAA
Messenger RNA from Paralichthys olivaceus (Japanese flounder), 2432 nucleotides. It is a transcript of the gene pex19, whose product is annotated as peroxisomal biogenesis factor 19. Gene Ontology annotation, cellular component: peroxisome; peroxisomal membrane. NCBI's taxonomy places the organism in Eukaryota, Metazoa, Chordata, Actinopteri, Pleuronectiformes, Paralichthyidae. The record is from RefSeq and is a predicted model, not a curated record. Gene Ontology annotation, biological process: protein import into peroxisome membrane.